Messenger RNA from Saccharomyces paradoxus, 306 nucleotides. It is a transcript of the gene ATP17, whose product is annotated as F1F0 ATP synthase subunit f. The transcript has a single exon. The record is from RefSeq and is a predicted model, not a curated record. Lineage: Eukaryota; Fungi; Ascomycota; Saccharomycetes; Saccharomycetales; Saccharomycetaceae. The coding region runs from base 1 to 306 and encodes 101 amino acids. Gene Ontology annotation, biological process: proton motive force-driven ATP synthesis.
AUGAUUUUUAAACGUGCAGUAUCUACAUUGAUUCCUCCAAAAGUGGUGUCUUCCAAGAACAUAGGUUCAGCACCAAAUGCUAAGCGCAUUGCCAAUGUUGUUCACUUUUACAAGUCUUUACCUCAAGGGCCAGCACCAGCCGUUAAGGCUAACACCAGAUUGGGUAGAUACAAGACCAAGUAUUUUGAUGGGGAUAACGCCAGCGGUAAGCCGUUGUGGCACUUUGCUCUAGGUAUUAUUGCCUUCGGUUAUUCCAUGGAGUAUUACUUUCAUUUGAGACAUCAUAAAGGUGCGGAAGAGCAUUGA